AUGCCACCACCACUUUCGGCAGACAAGGCGCUCGCGGCCAUCCUUCCACAAAUCAGCGCUGGGCAAGCAUACGAGGCGCACCAGAAAGCCCGCACGUUUGCGUCUCGGUAUUCCAAGGCGGGGGCGCACGACGUGGCGAUCAGUGUCUUGUAUGAGAGCGCGACGGCGCUAUUUAAAGCUGGACAGCUUGGGAGCGGAACGGAUCUGAGUGUACUCAUGCUGGAGAUGUAUGAGAACAAGGAGCAAGAGGUGGACGAGGCGUCGCGAGCAAGGUUGACGCAGUUGAUCUCGCUCGUCGGUGGCGAAGGUCAAUGGAGAAAGAUGAUUGUCGAUCGUGCGGUUGCAUGGUCAGCUCGACACGGAUCAUAUCCAUCUGGUGAUCCAUCACUCCAUGGCUUUAUUGGUGCACUACUUGCAAAGGAACACGAUUUCGUAGCCGCCGAACCUCACCUCCUUGCGUCUGGGACCCGUGAAAGCGCAAAGACCUUGGCGCAGAUGCUUUUUGCCUGGUCACGCGAUGGCGCAGAGCCCGGGACAUAUGCGUCAAAGGGUGUCAUUCCGUUUCUCCUCACAGGCAACGUUCUCGCGGCGCGAACCUUUAUGUCCACCUUCCUCUCUCUGCUAAUCACGGCCCGGCCCAAUAUUCUUGCCACUCCCUCGAACGCUAUCGCAGGCAGCACAGCAAAUCCGAUACGGUUCGACGUCAAGGGACAGAGUGAAAGAGACGAAGUGUAUUUAACGACGGAACCGACGUUGAAUUUCUUACAGCUGGCUAUCCGAACGUGUCAGCGCGCCAAGAGCUCGUCCAACCUACAACAGGCAAAGCAGGCGCAAGAGAUGUGGGUGAGGUUGUGUGGGAGCUACCAGAGUAGACGUGGUUUGGUUGCUCAGCCAGUCUACAGAGAGGCACUUGGAGAGAUUGGGACACUCUUCUUUGAUCUCCCCCCACCGAGAAUGGCUGGAGGUGGUAAUCCUCUGCAGGAUAUGAUGGCAUCCUUUUUGGGAGGGAGCUCAGGUGGAGGACCAGGCGCAAAGGCGAAGCGAACAUUACCUGCACCUGCAGAGGCCAUUGCACUUGACUAG
Messenger RNA from Serendipita indica DSM 11827, 1083 nucleotides. The record is from the annotation of a GenBank genome assembly. NCBI's taxonomy places the organism in Eukaryota, Fungi, Basidiomycota, Agaricomycetes, Sebacinales, Serendipitaceae.